AUGGCCGCCCUCCAUCGCCCCUUCAGCAUCGGCACGGAAGGCGAUCUGCUCUCAUCGGAUCCGGCCGACUACGCCUACGAGCCGUGCCGCAAGCACUACUCGCGGCCUUCGUCGUCGUCGAACCGCAACGCCAGCCGCAGCCUCUCAUCGCCCCGUAGGCAGGCUGAAGCUAGCAUCGACCCGCGAGCAGACGCCUGGACUGGCUGGCCCGCAUACACCGGCACAAGCAAGAUGCAGACUGGCCCGCAGGCGCACUACGACCAUGGCGCGGCGUACCCGGGCUCGGGCGCAGUGCUGGCGCAUCGCACCGCCAACCAAACCCGCCCGGCUGUUGAGGGCAGGAGCAUCGGGUCACAGGCCGACUCCGGAUACGCCGACUCGCAUGCUCCCCCAAAGCCCCCGAGUCCGCCGCCGGCACCUCCGAUGCCCGCCGCCCCCAGCUCGGCUCGCCACGACGCCGGCUCAAACACGUUGGCCUCGUUCGGCCUCGAUGUUCCUGCGACGACCGCGGCGGCGACUGACCUGACCCCGAAGCGCCCCGUUCCGAUCUGGGAGUGGUGUGCCAACAUGGUCUGCUACAUCUGGUUCGCCGGCGUCGCUACCCCGGAAGCCUCGCCCGCGCCACCGUCAGCGACCACUGCCACCCCCUGCCGCAGCCCGACGGCCUUCAAUGCACCCCUGCAGUCGUCGCCGCUCGCCAACCGCCGCCAUCGCAAGAGCGAUAGCCUUGGCAGCCUGUCGGAGUGUUCAAAGUUUUCCGCCCACGACCUCAGCCAGGCCGUCGAGGCGCACCUCCGCGCCAGCGCUGACCCUGUGCGCUCGCCCAGCUCGGUUGCCGCGGACAGCCGCCGCGACCCCCUGAGCCUUCGCCUCUCGGCGCGCCACCGCUUCAAGCUGUUUGUCAAGGAUCUGCUCAGCACGACGCAGGUCUCGAAAUCGGUCAUCCUGCUCGCACUGCUCUACAUCCAUCGCCUCAAGUCUCGCCACCCCGGCCUCCGCGGCGAAGAGGGCAGCGAGUUCCGACUGUUCAUCACCGCGCUCAUGCUAGGCAACAAGUUCCUCGACGACCACACCUACACGAACAAGACUUGGGCCGAGCUGUCCGGCAUCGAGCUCAAGGACAUCACGCGGAUGGAGGUCGAGUUUUGGCUCGGCCUGUCGAUGAGCAUCUACGUGUCCGACGUCGACUUCCGGCACUGGAUCAAGACUCUCGAGCAGCUCGCCCAGCGCCGCCAGCAGGCGCUCAUCCGCCGCGAGAUGGAGGCUGCGCGACGAUCCGCCAUUCGGCAGCAGCAGAGGCUCCAGCGCAGGCAGCAGCAGCAGCUACAGCAGCAGCAGCAACAGCUCCAAAGGCAGCAGAGCUUCUCUCGCCAGCUGCAAUGCUCCCGGGCAAGCCCGAGCCUGCCAUGGAGCCCGCACGCGGCCUACCACUCGGACGGCGGCGCAUCGCCAAACAGGAGCGGUCCCAUGCCGACCUUUGCUCCCUUGCUGUUCAGCCCGUCGUCGCAGCCGGUGGACCCCGUGGACCCGCGAAGGACGCCGACAGACGCCGCCUGUCCCGUCUACCCAGCAUUGCCGGCAGUGGAUGGCCUCGGUGCACUCUCCGGUCACACGCAGUACGACUAUCGACUUCUAUCGCCGGACAGGGAUGACUACCUCACCGGCAGGAGGCCGUCCGGCGCCACGAAGCGCUCGCUCGCAGCCGUGCACGGUAGCGAGCCAGCGUGCGCCUAUUCCAGCCCCUCGCCCGAGAGGCCCCGAAAGCGCAUGGCCGCGCUUGAGCCCGCCUACUCGAUGGAGCGAUCGCAGCGCACCUCCCUAUCGCCGUGCGGACAGCCGGUGGCUCCCUGCUAUCCCGAGGGGGACCCGUCGGCCCAGGCUGCAGCUUGCGGCGUCAGCCCCAUCUCGAACCAACCCUUUCCGAGGUCGGUGUUCGAGCCGCUCGUCACCACGCCCAACACCCUGCUUGCGCCCUACAUCUCGCACCAGACAGCUGCCCAGGCCCAGCAGCAUCGCCAGCACCCUCUCGCCUACUGGCAGCUCGCGGCGGGACACGACCGUGGCAUCCUCGGCGUCCACCUUCCCGCGCCGCGUCCGUCGUCGAGCGGCGAGUACUACGGCCCUGCUCUCGCCGACAGUGGCCGACGCGGCAGCAUCGGGUUCGCCGUUGGCACGCCGCCUCACAACCGCCUGGCUAGGCACGGUGCAAACACCGCAACCGCUUACUAUCCCUCGUCGGACCCGGCACAGCCAAUCGCAUCGGCCGGCUACGCUAGUGUUGUGCCGUCGAAGCAUCUGGUACUCGAUGCGGUCGAUGCUGACCAGGCACGUCGUGGGAAUGGCCCGACUACGCUGCCGCCACUGGCCAGCUCGGCCGGAAUGAGCGGCGGCACCGUUCCGCACCACCAUCUCCAGGACCCUCACCUGCACGCGAUUCAGCCUGCACAGCAGCUCUACGCCGCUCCGCAUGUGCCGUUCAACAACGCCGAGGGCAGCUACGUCGACCCGUUUGCUCGCUUCCUCUGA
Molecule: messenger RNA, 2526 nt
Organism: Pseudozyma flocculosa PF-1
Lineage: Eukaryota; Fungi; Basidiomycota; Ustilaginomycetes; Ustilaginales; Ustilaginaceae
Exons: 2
Coding region: 1-2526 (841 amino acids)
Biological process (GO): regulation of cyclin-dependent protein serine/threonine kinase activity
Cellular component (GO): cyclin-dependent protein kinase holoenzyme complex; nucleus
Molecular function (GO): protein kinase binding; cyclin-dependent protein serine/threonine kinase regulator activity
Source: RefSeq, a predicted model, not a curated record